Molecule: messenger RNA, 1583 nt
Organism: Ilyonectria robusta
Lineage: Eukaryota; Fungi; Ascomycota; Sordariomycetes; Hypocreales; Nectriaceae
Product: general substrate transporter
Exons: 9
Coding region: 1-1482 (493 amino acids)
Biological process (GO): transmembrane transport; carbohydrate transport
Cellular component (GO): membrane
Molecular function (GO): carbohydrate:proton symporter activity
Source: RefSeq, a predicted model, not a curated record
AUGAAGACUUACUCUUGGCUUGAUAAGCCGUUUUUGACUGCUUUGUUUUUGGGAAUUGGCGGGUUCCUAUACGGAUAUGACUCUGGAAUCAUUACUCCGAGUUUAGCAUUGUCCUCGUUUCUAAGUCACUUUGGUAAUCCCGAUGCUCCCCUUCGCGGAGCCAUUGUGUCUGUUUACCAGGCCGGAGCCUGGCUUGGUAGCGCCUCUGUCGGCAUCACCAGCGAUUGGCUCGGCAGAAGAAAAGCCAUUGCGUUUGGAUGCAUUUGGGGCGUCCUUGGUGGCGCCUUGAUGGCGGGAGCAGCUCAUGUAGCUAUGCUCAUUAUCGGUCGCUUGCUUGUUGGUUUCGCUGUAGGGACCAUUACUGGUGUCGCUCCAGUCUUUGGUGCCGAGAUUGCCAAGACACACCAACGAGCCAAAAUUACGGCAGUCAAUCAAAUGAUGGUCGCAUGGGGCUUCUUUGUUGCGCUAUGGACCGGAGUUGGUGAAGGCCGCUGGGAUAGUCCCAAUCAAUGGAGACUCGGUUUCGCCAUCCAGAGUAUUCCGGCUCUCCUCCUUGGUGUUGGAGUGCUGUUUAUUGGGGAGUCUCCAAGAUGGCUGCUUCUCAAAGGACGCCAUGAUGAAGCCAGAGAGGCUUUUCUCAGCUACCACUACGACGGAUCCAACGAGGCAUGGUGCGACACCGAAUUCACAUUGAUCCACAUCAAUAUUUCGGAAGAAUUGCAAGCCCAAGGCCGACUAUCAUGGAAAGAGCUGUUCCAAACUUCGGCUUUCCGGAACCGUCUCUUUGUCGGGUCGUUUGUCUGGGCAGCAGCCAUGCUGUCUGGCAUCUCGUUUGUCCAGUACUACCAAACCGCCAUCUAUUCAACCCUGCAGUUCAACCAAGACAGACAGCUUCUCGUCAGUGGACUUUACGGUUCUGUCGGGCCAGUAGCGUGCCUUGCGUCUUUGUUCUUUGUCGAUCGAAUCGCACGCAGGAAAAUUCUCAUCUUCAGCUCCUCCCUCCUCUCGAUUUGUUACAUGAUCAUCACCAUCAUUGCCGCACUAUUCCCAGCCCAGCCUGGAAUGCCCACAAAUGCUGCAGCUCAGCGCGGUCUUAUUGCUUGCAUCUUUGCGGUUUCGGCGAAUUACUCGGCUCUCCUUGGCCCAAUGACAUGGAUUAUUCCUCCCGAGGUCUUUACCACCGAGCUACGAGCCAAGGCAAAUGCUAUUGUGCAAGUCAUCCACUACUCAAUCAGUUUGAUCAUCACUCAAUGCUCUCCCAUUGCGUUGGCAGAAGUAGGAUGGAAAUAUUACAUCCUUUUCAUCCUUACGAAUGCUGUUUGCGCGUUGGUAUUUGCCUUUGCAUACCCAGAGACUAGAGGUAAAUCCCUCGAGGAAAUUGAUGAGAUUUUUGGGGACAUCAAGAUCAUUCACGAAAGUGAUGUCAAAUUUGAGGAAAAGAUGGGCAUUGAGAUUGUAGAGACUCGGAAUAGCGCGGCCUAGACAUUGAUGUUGGUGAGAUGCAUAGUUUGGAGUAGCAAACGCCCGGAAUCUGCCAUCAUUCACAGAAGCAUGCGAUAGAUUUCCAAUUAAGUCAAUCCAUC